GUGUAAAAAGAUCCCUAUAGUUUUUGGUGAAAGGUGUAACAAAAGUCUAAUUUUUUAAAAGGUGUAACAAAUGCCGUAACUCAUACAACCAUUUCUCUACAGAGCCGUGGGUAAGACAUGCCUCCUCAUCAGCUACACGACCAACGCCUUCCCCGGAGAGUACAUCCCAACAGUGUUUGACAACUACUCUGCCAAUGUUAUGGUUGAUGGCAAACCAAUCAAUCUAGGGCUCUGGGAUACAGCAGGUCAGGAGGACUACGAUCGCUUGCGUCCACUCUCCUACCCACAAACUGACGUCUUUCUCAUCUGCUUCUCUCUGGUCAACCCUGCCAGUUUUGAGAAUGUUAGAGCAAAGUGGUAUCCAGAAGUGCGCCAUCAUUGUCCCAACACGCCUAUAAUUCUGGUGGGGACAAAGCUUGAUCUUCGGGAUGAUCGUGAAACCUUAGACAAGCUUAAGGACAAGAAACUUACUCCAAUUUCCUACCCUCAGGGUUUAUCAAUGGCUAAGGAGGUCGGUGCCACAAAAUAUCUGGAGUGUUCUGCCCUAACCCAGAAGGGCCUCAAGACAGUGUUUGACGAGGCCAUCCGUGCCGUGCUCUGCCCCAUUAAACCCCCAAAUAGGAAACGCAAGUGCGUCCUCCUCUAAGACCCAGCAUCUAGGUACCAAAUGAGUGGAUUUUUGAAUAGUUGUAUCAAGGCUUUGGAAUCAUGUUGACCACUUGUGAUUUAUCAACUUGUCAAAUUGGCCCUAAGUAUUGGUAUACUUCUCCUUAUGGCCACUUUGCUCAGAUACAUCAUAGGAUGUCUUACAAUUUGAUUUUGAAGUGAAUUGUGUAUUUCAUGUUGACAGUGACUAUACAUAUAUCAAGUGAUUCUUUUCCCUUGACGUUGAAGGAAAGAAAUGUCCAUUUGUGGGACAAAAAAAUCAGUGAAUGGAAAAUGGCAGUUGGACAUUGAUAACUUGGGUCACAGUUACUCUUGGCUCAUGAACGGCUAAAUUUUUUAUACAAAGUCUUAUGAUGGCAGAUAGUGUAGGGUCCCUUCCCAGGUGUUGUACCCUCUAACUUUUGUCUUGAUUUAAAGCUAUAAAAAAAUUAUUUUAAUUUUGUAUUACUCAUCAGAACGUUGUAUAUUUGCAGGUAAAGCCCAAAUGGCUUUCAUUGCACGAGCACAAAUACCUCCUUGAAUUGUACUGGAAUUUGACAUGUUUAGUGUAAUCAUAUAUUUGAGGUCCAGGUCGUUAACCUAACAGCUGCCUGUUUGUAUUAGUGUUCUACAGCACAGAAUCACACAUUAUUUGCCUCCAUUACAUUUGUAUAAUUUUAUAUAAAUAUAUAUUUUAUUCAUUUCCAUGUGAGCAGUACGGUAGUGAGAUUAUAGUCCAGUAAAUAGUGUACCUCCCCCAGCAGUCGACACACCGUAUGCACUUAUGAUCUCCGAGAGAACAUAAUUUGUGCCUUGUUGUAUUGCUUUUGGGAAUUGUAACAAUAUAUUCCAGUUCAAUAUGUGAACUAGAAAAUGUUUGGAUAAUGACAUUCAAUUUUUGCCUUUUGUUGUCAAGGGAUGAUGUGAGCCAUAAUGUGUGAAGGUGUUGCUUUGGCUGAUGAGCUGCAGAUAUUGUACAGUACCAUAUUACUACCCAGUGUCUCUUAAAGGAUUAUACAAUAUUUUUAAUUUCACUUAUUUUCUCUAAGGAUUAUCAAGGUGUAGAAAUAAUAGUGAAAAGUUAAUAUAGUGUUUUGAUAAGACUUGCAGUUGACAUAUCUAAAAUAUAAACCAGAGUUGGUAUUUGUAUUGUUCUUUACAGUUAAGUGAUGGCAGAUCUUUGCAAGAAAACCUCAAGGGUUUUAAAUUUAUAGCAUUUUAGUGACAUGAAAUAAUCGAGUGAUAAAAAGAGUGAGAACUGCAGCUUAUAAUUACUGUUUAUUGUGUGAUGGGGACGCUGCUUUAAUGCUUAUAUGGGCUGUUCUGCACAACACAGGAAGUAUGUAUGAGGGAAAUAAGUGACCAAAAUAACAUUAAUAUCUGUGAUCAUUAUCAGUAUAAUUAUCAUACUUCACCUGGACUGUUUUCAUAAAUUGUGCACAAAUGUAAUAAAUUUUAGAUACUGGAUGGAAUAAUGUUUUCUGUAAAGGUCUUUGUUAUGUCAUUGUGUUCAGACUUGUUACCAUUGGUCAAAUAUUAUGCUUAGUAGUCUAGUUCAGCAACUUUAUAACCUCUGAGAUACAAAAUUAGAAGCAAAAUUAUUUCUUGAGGUUAUUUUAUAUUUAGUACAUUUGAAGGUAUAGUUACUGAAACAUAUAGUUAAGUGAUCUCUGUUUCUUUAGUGUUUGUAACUGAGUUAGUUUUGAAGGAGUAAAUCAUGGCAGUAGAUUAAAUUAGAAUGGUGUACUGGUAUGUUCAAGAAGAAGCCUUACAACUCAAAACUCCUCACAUUUCCAUAUAACCACAUACUUUGGUGCAACUGCAUAGUCAACAUUGGAGUUAGCAAUGUUAGUUGUUAAAACUGAAUAUCCAGAACUUGAUCUUCACAUUUCCAUAGUGAUUCAAGGAUCAUGAUUUAUUGUAAGAUGCCAACAUGUCGCCGUUGAAAUUUGGCAAGUGCUUUUAGAUAGCCAGGGUAUUUUAGCACUUUUUUGUAAGUGCUUGUAUUAGCACUGCAAUUUUAAAGGUCUGUAUCCCACUACCUGACAAGAAGGGUUUACUAAGCAACAUAGCUGUUAUUGCUGACCUGCCGCUUCACUCCAAGAAAUGUCAGUCAAACGAGCAUGUUUCUUGUGCCAGAUGGCACAUAUCUUAGGUAAUCAAGCAACAAUAAUUAUUCAGUAACAACAGAUGCUAUGUAGUGUACAGUUUAAUGUUUCAGACAAGGCAUUAUUAUGUCAAGUCAUACCCAUGUAGUGUUCUUCCUGCCAUCCAUGUUGCUCUUGCUGUACUGCCCUUUAUAACAUAACAGGUGACUUAUUACCAACAAAACUGAUGUGUCUAGUUUUAACAACAACUGUCUUCAACAUGGGUAUAAUUAUUUAGGUUAUAACUGCUGACCACAAGUUUUCAUUACACUACAAACUAAACUGUAUUGUGUAGUAAACAUUUUUUAUCAGAUAGUUGGAUUUGUCUGGUUUCAUCUACCACUUCAUUACAUCCAAAAACAAGUUUAUUCAUGAAAAAUCAUUGCAUGUUCUAUUGUUGUUGUUUUUUAAGUUGCUUUACGGUAAGUGUUGAUAGUGAAAAUAUUCCUUGUACAUAACAUUUUAUAUAUGCUGCCAAGGUCAAUGAUACCUGUUGGAUGAUGUAAGAUAGUGAAAACUAAAGUGGCUUUAACUAUGGAUUAAUGUUGUUUUAGAGCAUCUUGUGUGUUUGUAUGUAUAUAUACAUAAGUGUAAGAUGUAUAUAUUAGUACACACUACACAUUAAUAAAACCACUACUGUAAAAUUAUUGGCAUGGGACUCUAUUUUUUUAAGUUUGGGAACAAUAACUUUCAGAUAUUUUUGCGCACAGCAAAGAAUUUAUUUUCUUGUUUGUAACCAAAAAUGGUGAUAGAUUUUCAAGACUAUAAAUUAUUGUUCCUUAUAAACAGAUUCAGAUAUUAAAACAUUCAUUAUCUUCCACCUUUCCAAUAAUAAUAGAAUGUGAUGCCUUUGAAUAUAUUAAUACUCUAAAGGUACUUGGCUUGUAGAUUUUUUAAUACAUAUAUAUAUAUUAAAAUAAUAUAAAUGAAAAAUAUGACAUUAUGUCUUUACUCACAAGAUGCAUCUCCUCUGAGCCUCCUUUAACAGUUCAGUGUAUCGAGAGAGGUACAGCCGUCUCCCUCUAGUGACACGCUGUAGUACCUUUAAAGUAAUUCUCAUAUUGUAAGUUUUGUAUGUGAUUGGUAAUGGAAUGCGACCAAACAUCUUCACAACCCUGGCUUUCCCACGUGUAACACGGUAUUGACGAGGACUAGUCUUUGUGACCCGUCGUGUGUCGUUGACAGUUGAUAAUUUGGCAGUGAAGAACAAUAAUGUAAUGGGUCAUAAAUACUAGUCUUUAUAUACUGGUUCUAUUAAAUGAGUUAAUGUGCUAACCCCAAAAAGUGUUAAGUUUUAAUUGUCUAAUAUAGGAUGUGCAUUAUCUUCAGUUCUAACUUUUUUAAAAAUAUUUCAAUCUGAAGUCAGUCUAUAGCAUGAAAAGAACAUUUGUAACAUUGUAUAUACAUUUACAUACAACACUUUCUGCGAUGGUCCUGCACACGUAGGUUCAUAAUAACUAGACAGAUAUGUUUGUUACUUAAUUGACACAUUCUCCGAUAUGAUAUUUGUGAUUUAAGUGUACGUAUAUGUGGACCAUUUAGCCUCGGUCACCCAGGAAAGUAUUACUCUGCUUAAAGUAAGGGUUUGUCCUUUACACUCAUUCAUGAUUCUGUUCAUUCUGUAGUACUGUACUACUUGUUGCUGUCUCAGAUUUUAACUAUUCAUUUGUGAUUGUAGUAAUUAUCUCGUCUUUCUCUUUUAAUCUAUUCCGUCAUUUACUUUACUAACUGAUGAUACUUUUCUGUCUGUCUGUGAUUUGUGAGGCAAUUCACAUUGUUUACACUCUUAUGGCAAAUCCUUCAAGGAUGUGGUGGCCAUGCCAACACGAGGAAUACUUCGGUAAAUAUUUUGAUUGUUGCCAGGGAACUGCAGCACUUUUAAGGUGUACAAGUGGCUGGCGACAAAAUAUUCGGGGAACAGUAAGUUACACUACCCCACUAUUGUUGUGGAGACGAGUGUAAUUGAUGAUUAAAUUUGAUUUAGCAUUUUCUAAAUAGCGAUGAAGAAAUACAAAGUUAUUUUCAUGCUUCUGACAUUCUGUAGAACACAGUUUAAUUGGUAAUUAGGAGUUUCAUAGGUGCUACUUUGAAUGUGAAGCCAAGCCAGUCAUCCUGGUGUCUGGUUAUAUAUCACUCCCAUCAUAAACGGCUGAUGAAAUUGUCUCCUCCUUUAAGCAAGGAUGUGAAGUGGCGUACUUCCCCCCCCCCUCCCCCUUGCAGGCUAUGGACAUUGAGCAUUGGUGUAAGCAUUUUCAAAUGGGAAGAAGAUAAAGGUUCCAUCCAUUUUUGUGUAUUUUAUGGCAUUGAAACCAAUAGAACAUAAACUAAGAAUUCUUGCCAAAUGCUCCUGUUGGAUACAGUAUUGUAAAGAGGCAUAAAAACAUAUCUUUUAGAUGAUGUAAAGGAUGGAGUUAAAAUAUCAUUUACUUUCACAAAUUAACUACUACAGUAUUUUAAGUAAACAUGUAUGGACAGCCUUAUAAAUUGUUCACUGUUAAAACUAAUGAAACCAAUUAAGCUGGUCUUUCCAGCACUAAUGGCAUAUACAUUUAAUAUGUAAUCUUUGCCAGUUUUGUCUGCAUUUGGCAAGAGUUCCUUGUCCAAGCUGUCAAGAAUAAUGUAUUUGUAUGAGACCUAAGUAAUACAAUGGGCACCACUUGUCAUUUUGCAUAGCCUAAUUGUGCACAAAGUUCAGUGAUUAACAUGUUGAAGUUUGUAAAGUGUUUUUACAUUUGUAAAUAGGGAUGUCAAGAUAUGAUGAAAUAAAUCUGUAUAAUUAU
Homarus americanus (American lobster) is the source of this 5572-nucleotide messenger RNA. Its product is annotated as ras-related C3 botulinum toxin substrate 1. Gene Ontology annotation, molecular function: protein kinase binding; GTP binding; GTPase activity. The transcript is spliced from 4 exons. Bases 200 to 646 code for a protein of 148 amino acids. The record is from RefSeq and is a predicted model, not a curated record. Gene Ontology annotation, biological process: cortical cytoskeleton organization; regulation of actin cytoskeleton organization; establishment or maintenance of cell polarity. NCBI's taxonomy places the organism in Eukaryota, Metazoa, Arthropoda, Malacostraca, Decapoda, Nephropidae. Gene Ontology annotation, cellular component: plasma membrane; cell cortex; cell projection.